Molecule: messenger RNA, 4260 nt
Organism: Vollenhovia emeryi
Lineage: Eukaryota; Metazoa; Arthropoda; Insecta; Hymenoptera; Formicidae
Exons: 8
Coding region: 1-4260 (1419 amino acids)
Biological process (GO): DNA integration
Molecular function (GO): zinc ion binding; nucleic acid binding
Source: RefSeq, a predicted model, not a curated record
AUGCCGUCAACGGGUUAUCUAAUAGUUGCAAACAAUGAGUCUCGAGGUCAUCCAACACCAUAUCAGCUAGUAUGGGAGAUAGGGGGAGCCCAUAGGAGUUCCAAAAACUUGGUCAUAAAAUUGUUUAAUUUAGUGUUUUUGGAAAUCCAAUUCCAUCUAUGUUCAAUCGCUCUGAGAACUAACUCUUUCGGAAUAUUUGUGAAAAGAGAUGUUGCAUCUAAGGAUACAAAGGCAGGUACUGCCACUAGUGCAGAAGCGCAGGUCAGACUGCAAAAACUAGAAGAGUAUUUCAAAAGUUUCGAAGAAGUGCAGGGCAUAAUUGAAGACAAAGUAGACCUUCCUGAGGAAGAGGAAGAGUUAAGCGAGCUAAACAAUCCCGAAAGAGAAAUAUUCGAACACCUCUAUUACAAGGCAGCUGCGAUAGCUCAAGAAAUAAUUGGGCGACAAGAACGCGAGGCUCGAACACAAAUAACCGCAAAAGCUUCAAGGCAAAAUCGAGAAGGAACACCCGAAGUCACACACCGCCGACCAAAACUGCCGGAGAUAAAGCUCCCAGAGUUCAACGGAGACUACACCCAGUGGUCAUUCUUUAAGGAUAGCUUCGAGACGACUAUUCACCAGGACGAUAGUCUGACAGCUGUACAAAAACACCAAUACCUUAUCGGAUUGCUUCAAGGAGAAGCCCGCAGUAUCAUCCUAGGAUUCAAGAUUUCCAGCGAGAACUACGAAAGCGCCUGGAAAUUGUUAAAAGAUACGUAUGAUAACAAUACGGUAAUUAUUCAAAAUCAUUUAGAGGAGUUAUUGAACUUUCCAGAGAUAACGAAGGACAAUAAAUCGGAUUCAAUGCGACGGUUUAUUUGGCACAUUCAAACACAUGUGUCUGCACUAAGGACGCUAUCAUUACCAGUCAAUGCAUGGGACGCCAUUUUGAUGCAUCUUGCAAAGAAGAGGCUAGAUUAUGGUGAACAAAGAGAUUGGCAAAAUCUCAUAAAGAAGAGAACGCAGGAAAACAUGCCUAAAUUAUCGGAAUUCCUCGCAUUCUUAACCGAACGAUGUCACAAUCAAGGUUCUCGAGCAGGGUCGGACGAAGCCUGCGUUCAUCUGGUUUUCAAGUGCGGCAAUUUUCAAGAAUUGUCGAUAACGGAUCGCAAGAAAAAGCUAAAGGAGAAGAAGUUAUGUUUUAACUGUCUCGGCUCAGGUCAUUUUGUUCGAGAAUGUAAGGCCUCGACAUGCAAGAAGUGUAACAAAAAACACAACUCAAUUAUUCACGAAGAUGUUGCAGAGGAGCAAGGAGACGUUCAAGCAAAGCAAGCCUGCGAGAAUUCAACAGCGUCAGUUGUAAUGAAUUGUACGAAAGCAGGACUCAAUUCACAGGUCGAGUUGUCAAAUAAACAACAAUCACCAAUCGCGAAGUGCGAUCUCACAACAAAUGUUUAUUGCGCCAACCAUAACGGGACCAGAGUGGUUCUUUCCACUGCAAAGGUUCGCGUAUCGGGAUCAGACGGUGAAGAGCGGUACUGUCGAGCGCUGCUGGAUCCGGGAUCACAAUCAAAUUUGGUAACAUCCGAUUUGAUGCGAAGACUUAGGUUGUCAUGUCGCAACGAGAUACGUCCGAUUGGUGGAAUCAACAAGACAGUCACAACAGUUAACAAGAUAUCUUAUACAGGGUACCCCACAUACGACAAACCAGGACCUAUAGAUAUGCUUUUCGGCGCAGGAGUAUAUUGGAAAAUUAUUAUUGGCGCACUGGAAAAUCACAUCAAAGGAAGACCUGCUCUACAGAAUACGCAUCUGGGAGUGAUCAUCGGUGGAGAAUUGGAAGAGGAGCUUAUCAACACGUUGGAUUGUUGCAAUGUGGUCACUAAUUCACAGCUACAGAGUCAGCUGCAGAGGUUUUGGAUCCAAGAAGAGGUUCCGGAGGUUUGUCCAUACUCGCCAGAGGAAAUGCAUUGUGAGAAUUUAUUCUCUAACACUACUACACGACAAGAUGAUGGCAGAUUCAUCGUUCGGUUGCCAAUUCGUUCGCAUGUGAAUUUGGGAGAUUCUAUGCCACAGGCUAUUAGAAGACUCAGUUUCUUGGAGCGAUGCUUAUCUAAGGAUCCAGAGUUGAAGAAAUCUUAUAACGAGUUCUUAAGGGAAUACCUACAACAGGGUCACAUGUCAGCAGUCGAAAAUCAGAGUGAGGUACUUGCGCAGGAGCAUUAUGUUAUUCCACAUCAACCAGUUUUCCAACCCGAAAGCACGACAACAAAGUUACGAGUCGUUUUCGACGCUUCUUCAAAGACUACAAGCGGCGCAUCACUGAAUGACACGCUGAUGCCUGGACCGAAUUUACAAGCCGAUCUACAGAGAAUAUUGAUUCGAUUCAGAACGCAUGAAUUUGCUCUGACGGCGGAUAUAACAUCAAUGUUUAGGCAAAUUUUAGUAGAUCAUCGGGAUCGAAACUUGCAAUUGAUUCUGUGGCGUGAUGAAAAAACGCAAUAUCAACAAUUAUAUAAAUUGAAUACUGUUACUUAUGGAACGGCAAGUGCCCCUUUCUUGUCAAUGCGAUGCCUCAAGGAGUUGGCAAAUAUCUACAAACGAGAAUUUCCAUUGGCAGCUAAAGCGAUAAAGGAGGACUUCUACAUGGACGAUGUUCUGUCUGGAGGACCUACACUGAAAAGUGCAAUAACAUUGCAAACUCAGUUGACGAAAAUGUUGGCACGUGGACAUUUUCCUUUGCGAAAAUGGAGAGCAAACCAUCAAGACGUACUAAAACAUUUGUCAGAACACAGCAGAGCAGACAAUUUGCUCGUGGUAGACAAGGAUCAGCCACUUAAGACGUUGGGACUUCUAUGGAAUGCGACCACGGAUACUUUCCAAUACCAGGUGUUUGAUCCCCUUGGAUUAGUAGCGCCAGUACUCAUCGUUGGAAAGAUCAUCAUGCAGAAGAUAUGGCAGCAGCAAGUGGAAUGGGAUCAAGAGCUACCGAAGAACUUAAGAAUAGCUUGGGAAGAUUAUAACACAUCGCUUGCUAGAUUGAAUGACAUAAGAGUACAUAGGAAUGUCAAUAUUCGAAACCAAGUGUCGACCUUCGAUCUUUAUGGAGCGAAGGUGGCACCGCUGAAGACUAUAUCUUUACCGAGGCUUGAGUUAGAAGCCGUCCUCUUGCUAGCGCAACUGUACAACAUUGUCAAAAGGUCCUAUAGAGACAAAAUAAACAAGGUCAGACUGUGGAGUGACAGUAUGAUAACGCUCAGCUGGAUAAAGACACCACCGCAUCUACUCAAGACAUUUGUAGCCACUCGGGCAUCAAAAAUUCAGGGUCUUACAGAGGAAGCCACGUUCUUAGAAAGCUGUAGAUCGGGCAGGAAAGCAACGCCACUUACCGCGGCCAAGCUGGAACGAGCGGAAAGAAUCAUUCUACGAUGGGUUCAACAAGAAGCUUUUCCCGUGGAGAUUCGAUAUCUACAAGAAGGCAGACCAUUCCCACGAAAAAGUCAGUUACGCGCACUGUCUGCAUACAUCGAUGAAGAAGGUUUGAUCAGUGUAGGAGGUAGGCUGCAACACGCGGAGAUCAAAUCGGAACAGAAAAAUCCCAUCGUCUUGCCUACAAAACACCAUGUCACCAGUAUUAUUCUACGCGACCGGCACGAACGAUUGCUUCACUGUCCACCGGAACAAUUGUUGCACGAUGUACGCCAGCGAUUUUGGCCAAUCAGCGGGAGACGAGAAGUACGUAAGAUCAUCAAGAAAUAUGUUAAAUGUUAUCGUAUCAAUCCAACUACAAUGGAGAUCAAGAUGGGUGAGCUUCCUGCCGAGAGAAUUCGGAGUGUGGACCGACCAUUUACCAUCACAGGUAUAGACUACGCGAGUCCAAUUCAAAUUCGAGAAAGCAAACGCAGAGGAAGAAUCCAUGUCAGCAAAGGAUACGUUGCCGUGUUUGUUUGUACAAGUACAAAAGUAGUGCACCUAGAAAUGGUAACGGAUCUAUCAACCGACGCAUUCAUCGCUACUUUACGAAGGUUUAUCGCUCGCAAAGGACUGUUCUCUCAAAUAUUAUCGGAUAAUGGCACCAACUUUGUGGGAGCAGCUAAGCAUCUUAAAGAAUUGUACGAGUUCUUAAUUAAGGAACAAAAAUCAAUCGAAUCAGAAUUGGCGGAACAUAGAAUAAAGUGGCGCUUCAUCCCACCUCGCGCUCCUCACUUUGGAGGAUUAUGGGAGGCAGCGGUGAAGAGUACCAAGAGACAUUUACACACUAUACAGAAUGACGCGUUCUGA